UUUAUAUAUACAGAUUUUCUCAAUGAUGUGUCACAUAGCCUGAAGAUUUCAUUUUUAUCAGUUAUUGGAAAUCUGCAAUCAUCACAUACUAUCAUGGCAAGCAAUGCAUUCAAGUGCCGGGUCUUGCUGCACCAACUCCCUGCAGCUGCCGUGGGGAGGGGCUGGUGUGCCAUGCCAAGCCUCGCUCAAGUGUGUGCUGAUGCUGGCAGUGUGAAGUGUGAAGCUUUGGAUGCUAGUGCUGCCUCCUCAGCCCCUGAAGUUCCAAUUGUAAACGUCAAAGAAGAGUUAGUGGAAGCCAUGGAGCCAGUUCAUGUGAAGGAGGAGCCAUUCAAUUGUGACGAAGAGGUACACGUGAAGUGUGAAGUUUCAGAUGCUGGGGCUGCCUCCUCAGCCCCUGAAAUUCCAAUUGAGAACAUCAGGGAGGAGCUGUUGGAUGCAAUGGAAAUUAUAAGCGUAAAGGAAGAGCCAUUCAAUUAUGAUGAAAAGGCCCAUGAGCUACCCAGCCCUGGUUGUGGGGACCCGCCAGUCCCUCCUCCCCCGCUGUGUGUGCCCUGCAAGAGGGAAGCGCCAAGUGAGGUUCAUGAGGCUCCCCACGCCCCCCAACAACCCUCAGCCAUGGCAGGAGUGACAGAAAAACAGCGCAGCAGCGGCGAGUUGUCUACGCCUGGGGAAGCUGCAGCAGCGGCUGGUGGCUGUGGCCAUGUCUCUGCAGCAGCGGCUGGUGGCGGUGGCCAUGUCUCUGCAGCAGCAUCUGGUGGCAGUGGUCACGUCUCUGCAGCAGCGGCUGGUGGCGGUGGCCACGUCUCUGCAGCAGCGGCUGGUGGCGGUGGCCUCGUCUCUGCAGCAGCNCCCCAACAACCCUCAGCCAUGGCAAGAGUGACAGAAAAACAGGGAGCUUUGGAUGCUAGUGCUGCCUCCUCAGCCCCUGAAGUUCCAAUUGUGUACGUCAAGGAGGAGUUAGUGGAAGCCAUGGAGCCAGUUCAUGUGAAGGAGGAGUUAGUGGAAGCCAUGGAGCCAGUUCAUGUGAAGGAGGAGUCAUUCAAUUGUGACGAAGAGGUACACGUGAAGUGUGAAGUUUUGGAUGCUGGGGCUGCCUCUUCAGCCCCUGAAGUUCCAAUGGAGAACAUCAAGGAGGAACUUUUGGAUGCAAUGGAGAUUAUAAGUGUAAAGGAAGAACCAUUCAAUUAUGAUGAAAAGGCCCAUGAGCUGCCCAGCCCUGGUUGUGGGGACCCGCCAGUCCCCCCUUCCCCACUGUGUGUGCCCUGCAAGAAAAAAGCGCCAAUUGAGGCUCAUGAGGCCCUCCACGCCCCCCAACAACCCUUAGCUCUGGCAGGGGCUACUAAAAAACGGGAAUUAUCCGUCCCAGGCCUGGUUGUGGGGACCCGCCAGUCCCUCCUCCCCCGCUGUGUGUGCCCUGCAAGAGGGAAGCGCCAAGUGAGGCUCAUGAGGCUCCCCACGCCCCCCAACAACCCUCAGCCAUGCACGGCAGCGGCGCACCGUCCACUGCUGCGCGAGCUGCAGCAGCGGCUGAUGGCGGUGGCCACGUCUCUGCAGCAGCGGCUGGUGGCGGUGGCCACGUCUCUGCAGCAGCGGCUGGUGGCGGUGGCCACGUCUCUGCAGCAGCGGCUGGUGGCGGUGGCCACGUCUCUGCAGCAGCGGCUGGUGGCGGUGGCCACGUCUCUGCAGCAGCGGCUGGUGGCGGUGGCCACGUCUCUGCAGCAGCGGCUGGUGGCGGUGGCCACGUCUCUGCAGCAGCGGCUGGUGGCGGUGGCCACGUCUCUGCAACAUCCAGCUCCAAGCAGCUCACCCAGAGGCUGCAGCAACAUAUUCCUGAUAAACGUGCAUGCAAGAGAACCUUUCCCUGUGCUGAUUGUGAAUAUGUUUGUCUUUCUAAGUAUAUGUUAAGUAGGCAUAUUCUUUAUAAACAUUCUGUAGAGAAACCUUUUACCUGCUCUGAAUGCUCAUAUGCUUGUAUCACACAACAGCAAUUAAGUAGGCAUUUUCUUUAUAAACAUUCAGCAGAGAAACCUCUGCACUGUCCUGACUGUAAAUAUGCUUGCGUCACACAACAGCAACUAAGUCAACAUAUUCUUUCAAAACAUUCAGGAGAGAAAUCUUUUACCUGCUCUGAAUGCUCAUUUGCCUGCGUCAAACAAGGAAAUCUAAGUCAACAUAUUCUUGCUAAACAUUCAGCAGAGAAACCUUUCACCUGUUCUGAGUGUUCAUAUGCUUGCGUCAAAAAACGCGAUCUAAAUUUACAUAUUCUUUCCAAGCAUUCAGCACAAAAACCUUUUGGCUGCACUAAGUGUAAAUAUUCUUGCGUCCAACGUCGCCUUCUCGAUCGACAUAUUCUCCGUAUGCAUUCGUGAGCAGGAUGUAGGAUUACAGCAUACAAGGCUUUAAUUUAGGGGCAGGAUUGCAGCAUACAAGGUAUUAGCUUCUGUCAGGUUGUCUACCGCCAUCUCCCUUACUUGUGUUAGCAGUUACUGCGUCACUUCCGUGACGUCACUAUUGUAUGCCUAUAUAAGCUCUCCGAGCAGACCU
Messenger RNA from Hyalella azteca, 2544 nucleotides. RefSeq lists its product as uncharacterized. NCBI's taxonomy places the organism in Eukaryota, Metazoa, Arthropoda, Malacostraca, Amphipoda, Hyalellidae. The coding region runs from base 94 to 1905 and encodes 603 amino acids. The transcript is spliced from 12 exons. The record is from RefSeq and is a predicted model, not a curated record.